AUGGGUAUCAAAGGCCUUCAUGGUCUGUUGAAAUCCAUCCAAAAACCAUGCAACUUGAAGAAAUUCGAUGGACAGACUUUGGGUGUUGAUGCCUAUGGAUGGCUUCACAGAGGUACCGCUGCCUGCGCGACAGAGUUGGCCUUGAAUAAACCUACCACCAGACAUGUCGACUUCGUGCUCAACCGUGUUCGUAUGCUGUUGUUCUUUGGUGUGACGCCCUACCUAGUUUUCGAUGGCGGUGACUUGCCCAGCAAAUCCGGAACCGAAGCGGACCGAUUCAAAAAGCGAGAGGACAGCAGAAAACUGGGAUUGGAAUUGCAAAGCAUAGGUCGCACGGCAGAAGCAUACCAGGAAUUCCAAAAGGCUGUCGACGUUACACCUGAAAUGGCCCGACAGUUAAUUGAAGAGCUGAAGCGAAUGAAGAUCCAAUACGUCGUAGCUCCAUAUGAAGCAGACGCUCAGCUGGUUUAUCUGGAACAGCAGGGAAUUAUCAAUGGUAUUAUUUCUGAGGAUUCGGAUUUAUUGGUGUUUGGUGCAAGGCGACUCCUGUCGAAACUGGAUCAACAUGGCGACUGCAUUGAGAUCAACCGCGGCGAUUUUGCGGCUUGUAGAGAUAUCAGCUUGAUUGGAUGGAUAGAUGCUGAUUUUCGUCGAAUGUGUAUAUUGAGUGGUUGCGACUAUUUAUCCAACAUACCGAAAUUGGGAUUAAAAACGGCUUAUCGCAGCAUGCGAAAAUAUAGGGAUGUGGAGAAAGUCCUCAGAGUACUUCAGUUUGAAGGACAUUAUCAGGUUCCCGCUGGAUAUCUUGAUAACUUCAGAAAGGCAGAGAACACAUUUCUGUACCAGCGGGUUUUCUGUCCUACGGCGCAGAGAUUGGUCACGCUUACUGUCCCGGACCCUGGCAUGAACUUGGACGAGAUGCCUUAUAUAGGCGCGGAUUACGAUCCGGAAAUUGCAAUUGGUGUUGCAUGUGGCGAUUUGCAUCCGGUGACUAAAGAGACCAUCAAGUACACUCAUUUUGCUUCAAGGCUUGUACCAGGCUUAAUGAGAAGACAGACGUUAGCAUCCUCGGCUGAACUCAAGCCGAAAAGAUCAAUUGAGUCCUUUUUCACGCCGAGACGUCUGCCUCUUACUGAGUUGGAUCCAAACAGUCUUACUCCAUCUCCAACUCAACAACGUCUACUCGAGCGCCAUGCGAACAGUUCAUGGCUACCUAGUCCGGUUAAUGUUCUGGGAUUGACUCGGUCAAACUCUUCGACUUCUUUGAGCCGUCAAUUUAGUGGUACACCUCGAGCUGUCGAAAGGGAAUCAUUCCUCGCCCGAGCUGCUAAAGUCUCCUCCACACCGACUGCGACCAAACGCCCGCGACUUUGCUCGGAUGCAGGUGAUGAUGCACUUCCAACGCCUCCUGAGCAAGCAAGAAGUCGCUUCUUCACGGGCUCGAGUGCACGACCCAGCCCGAGUAGCCAGAAAUUCUCGUUGACAAAGAAAGCUCGGAGAUCUACCUUUGGUGUCUUCUCGGAUGAGUUGGCUGAAGAUAUAAUGUGCCAGCUUUCUUCGGAAACAUUCGAGUCUCUCAACUCGAAUGAGAAAGUUGAAAGUGAACAAUCGUCAAUACUAAGCACAUCAACAGAGGCAAUCAACACUCCAGAAGGGGCUCAAACUUCCGCUGACGAGUGCAUUGAAGAACAGUCAUGCGCUGUCGUGGAGUCUGAUACUGUUGUGGAGGAUCAAGAUACCAAAAGUCAGGAAGACAGCGUUGGCAGCGACAAGCAGUCUGUCAGCAUCGAUGAGAACUCAGAGCUAUUUAACCAAGUCAUGGAAGCACAGGUUCAGACGCAGAAUGGGUCGUUGCUCUCGAAGUUUGUGUUUAAAGGGACUACUAGUAGCCCUAGCAUAUCCUCUCCUUCAGUGCUUGAGAAACCUUCACCUUUACGCAUGGCGGCAUCACAGUCUCGCUCGCCGCCACGACCUGCCACACAAACAAUCAAUCGAAGUGGCUCGCUUCGCCGCCGGCUCACUCCACUACAGCGACUGGGGCAAAGCGCAUUGGCAAGGUCCAAGUCUAUGGAUACCUUUAUGACACAACGGAUGUUAGCGAAAGCCGCGGGAGACUCUGGAUACGAGUCUGAUCUGACAAGAGACAUGCCGCAAGAGGCCCAUCUGAAAGCUGCCAACCACCAAGGAAGUGAAGAUCAGAUCAUUCCUUGUAGCGAUGAAGAAGAAGAGACUGAAGAGUCGUUAAACGACAGCGAACCACCAAAAACCCUUGAUUUGAAGCGAUUCUCUUUUGUUCCGGAGUAGACGGAUAUUGAUAUGAUAUUUGGGUAUUGAACGCAUUGUAUAGGAGUUUUGGUACGGUGUUAAGUUUGGUCUACAGGUUGGUAUUGGGAAUAGGACUGUUCAGUUGGCGUAUGGAUAAAUGGGUAGGAUAAUCAAUGUAUUUCCUCUUUCGGUC
Molecule: messenger RNA, 2458 nt
Organism: Talaromyces stipitatus ATCC 10500
Lineage: Eukaryota; Fungi; Ascomycota; Eurotiomycetes; Eurotiales; Trichocomaceae
Product: exonuclease, putative
Exons: 3
Coding region: 1-2304 (767 amino acids)
Biological process (GO): DNA recombination; mismatch repair; DNA double-strand break processing
Cellular component (GO): nucleus
Molecular function (GO): metal ion binding; protein binding; 5'-flap endonuclease activity
Source: RefSeq, a predicted model, not a curated record